AUGCUCCAAAGGGCCACGGCAGACCUCGAUGAUCAGGACGGGAUCUACAUCCGAUACCGGGUGUUCCAGUGUUUCAUAAGGGAGGAGUGUCACUUCAUUAACGGCACCGAGCGGGUGAGGUUCGUGGCGAGGGGCAUCUACAACUGGGAGCAAUUCAUGCACUUUGACAGCGAUGUGGGGGUGUUUGUGGGGGACACCCCGAUUGGGGAGAAGGUUGCCAGGAAAUGGAACAGCGACCAGGAACGGCUGGAGUACGCACGGUCUUUGGUUGACAUGUUCUGCCGGCACAACUACAAGAUCAUCACCCCGUUCAUCGUGGAGAGAAGAGUGCCCCCCAGCGUGUCCAUCUUGCUGGUGCCGUCGAGCUCCCAGCUCGGCCCCGGCCGCCUGCUCUGCUCCGGGAUGGAUUUCUACCCUGCGCCGGUGCAGGUGAGGUGGUUCCAGGAUGGGCAGGAGCUGCCGGAGCACGUGGUGGCCACCGACGUGGUCCCCAACGGGGACUGGACCUACCAGGUGCUGGUGAUGCUGGAUCCCCCCCGGCGUGGGGUCACCUACAGCUGCCAGGUGGAGCACGUCAGCCUGGAGCACCCCCUCAGCCGGCACUGGGGUACGGCCCGGCCCCCCCAGCACCGGGGGGGCAAUUGGGGGCGACUGGGAGGGAGUUUGGGGGGUGCUGGGAGGAGGUUUUGGGGGUGCUGA
Molecule: messenger RNA, 699 nt
Organism: Pseudopipra pipra
Lineage: Eukaryota; Metazoa; Chordata; Aves; Passeriformes; Pipridae
Product: class II histocompatibility antigen, B-L beta chain-like
Biological process (GO): immune response; antigen processing and presentation
Cellular component (GO): MHC class II protein complex; membrane
Source: RefSeq, a predicted model, not a curated record